AGCCUCAUGCGCAUGCGCGUCACCGACAUUACGCGGGCAUUGCAUCAAGUAAUGGUUGUGCCGAAAGCAAUAACAUCACCCAGUAAUUACGACGAUUAUCACCGUAACGACCCUAUCAGCCUAUUUUAGAAGCGAGGUGUAUUGCAAAAAAGUUUGGUUUGCAAAGAGGGUCGUGGAAGCCCCCCUCGGGACACACAUAGACAGAGGCCGCCAUGAAGCUGACGGACAAUGUGCUGCGGAGCUUCAGGGUGGCGAAGGUUUUCCGGGAGAACUCGGACAAGAUCAACUGCUUCGACUUCAGCUCCAACGGAGAGUCCAUCAUAUCGAGCAGCGACGACGAUUCGCUCGUGUUGUACGACUGCCAAGAAGGGAAACCCAAGAGGACCCUUUACAGUAAAAAGUAUGGAGUGGAUUUGAUCAGGUACACACAUGCAGCCAACACAGUGGUCUACAGUUCCAACAAAAUUGAUGAUACAAUCAGAUACUUGUCCCUUCACGACAAUAAAUACAUCCGCUACUUCCCUGGGCACAGUAAAAGAGUGACCUCCCUCUCCAUGUCUCCUGUGGAUGACACCUUCAUUUCUGGAUCCCUGGACAAAACCAUAAGACUGUGGGAUCUGCGCUCGCCUAACUGCCAGGGCCUCAUGCACCUCCAGGGGAAGCCGGUGUGCUCAUUCGAUCCCGAGGGUCUCAUUUUCGCAGCUGGCAUCAAUUCAGAAAUGGUGAAGCUUUACGAUCUGCGCUCGUUCGACAAGGGACCCUUCGCAACCUUCAAGCUGCAGUACGACAGGACGUGCGAGUGGACGGGACUCAAGUUCAGCAACGACGGCAAACUCAUCCUCCUGUCCACCAAUGGCGGCGCUCUCCGCAUCUUAGAUGCGUUCAAAGGUGCCGUGCUGCAUUCCUUCGGGGGAUACAACAACAACAAAGGUGUCACACUGGAGGCCUCGUUCACACCUGACUCUCAGUUCGUCGUCAUCGGCUCCGAGGACGGCAAAAUCCACGUGUGGAACGCCGAGAGCGGCAUGAAGGUGGCCGUGCUGGACGGCAAACACACGGGGCCCAUCACGUGCCUCCAGUUCAACCCUAAAUUUAUGACGUUCGCCAGCGCCUGCUCCAACAUGGCGUUCUGGCUGCCCACCAUUGACGAUUGAAGUGUGAAUCGGCGGCCAGCAGAGGGCAGCACCUCAUCCUCUGUCUUUGUGUGUCAAUAAAUUGUAAAUAUGUUGUGUGCAGAACUAGAGUAUGUCUAUUUGUUUUUUUAUAUAUUUUUUAUUCUAUAUUAAAACUUUCCUUGAAAACCUUCA
Molecule: messenger RNA, 1307 nt
Organism: Phyllopteryx taeniolatus (common seadragon)
Lineage: Eukaryota; Metazoa; Chordata; Actinopteri; Syngnathiformes; Syngnathidae
Gene: wdr82
Product: WD repeat domain 82
Exons: 9
Coding region: 213-1154 (313 amino acids)
Cellular component (GO): Set1C/COMPASS complex
Molecular function (GO): protein binding; chromatin binding
Source: RefSeq, a predicted model, not a curated record